Molecule: messenger RNA, 1863 nt
Organism: Colletotrichum godetiae
Lineage: Eukaryota; Fungi; Ascomycota; Sordariomycetes; Glomerellales; Glomerellaceae
Product: P-loop containing nucleoside triphosphate hydrolase protein
Exons: 1
Coding region: 1-1863 (620 amino acids)
Biological process (GO): protein insertion into mitochondrial inner membrane from matrix; mitochondrial respiratory chain complex III assembly
Cellular component (GO): mitochondrial inner membrane
Molecular function (GO): ATP hydrolysis activity; ATP binding
Source: RefSeq, a predicted model, not a curated record
AUGAGCGAACUCUUUAAGCUCACCAAAGCCUCGCUCCUCACCAGUGCGACUGGCGCUACCGAUGCAACGUCCCAAAAGCUAUACCAGGGACUCAACGACUUCUUGGAACGCACAACACCAGGCUUCAAAUUCUUCACAACGUGGCUCAAACUCGACAUCACCACAAUAAUCCUUCUGAUAACACUAGGAGGAGAAUUGCCAAGGGCGUUGACGGGCAUUCAGAAGCUGGGCACUCAGAUCUACUGGUGGAUUACUCGAUUCUUCACCGCCUCCAUCUCCAUCGGCAGUAACGACAAACUCAACAGAGAGGUUCUCAACUGGCUAGGAGCCCAUGUUCUGACCCGGCAGGGUACUCGUAUCUUGACAGCUCGCACCGAGGUGAUCCAGAACGAGGCAUGGUACUAUCGGAAGCCGAUUGAGCGAGACGACCUCCAUCAUGAGAAGAGGAUUCCUGUGCAGUAUCUACCAACCUUCGGCACCACCUGGUUCAUGUAUGAGGGAGGGUUCUUCAUGGUCCGAAGAGUGUCUAACAUACGCGCCGGCUCUGCGUACACCGGCGUUCCCGACGAAUACUCUGCCGCCCCGGAGGGCGAUGAGCCGCUCGUCGUGAUGCGGUUGGGGCGAUCCAUCCAACCUGUCAAAAACUUUCUCAACAAUUGUCGACUCUUUGCGGACAAGCAGCGCGAGGCCUUCAUCACGGUGAGAGCAACAAAGAGCCAGUACAAUCAAGAGACCUGGGACACCACUAUCCUCAGACCGAUACGUCCACUAGAGACCGUGCACUUUGAUGAGAAGACGAAGAGAGAACUUGUCGAUGACAUCGAGACGUAUCUCGAUCAGAAAACCAGGAAGUUUUACACGGAAAGAGGGAUUCCGUACCGGAGAGGUUACCUCUUCUACGGACCUCCCGGUACCGGCAAGACGUCUCUUUCUCUUGCACUAGCAAGCUACUUCAACCUUGAGCUCUACCUACUACAUAUUCCCAGCAUUAGAGAGGACAACGACUUGGAGGACCUCUUCACAGCGCUACCGCCGAAAUGCAUUGUCUUGCUCGAGGAUAUCGAUGCGAUUGGAAUCCAGCAUCGCAAGAAGUUUGAUGCGGACGAUUCGUCGUCAGACGACAGCGACAGCAGUGAUAGCAGCGCAAGAUCAUUUGGACGUUGUCGCUGCACUUUGUCGGGUCUUUUGAACGUCUUGGAUGGGGUCGCGUCCCAAGAAGGCCGCAUCGUUUUGAUGACGUCAAAUGUGGCUCAUAAGCUUGAUAGAGCCCUCGUAAGACCAGGCCGUAUCGACAGAAUGAUCUAUCUAGGUAACAUAUCCAAGGGAAGUGCAAGGGGCAUGUUUGAGCGCAUGUAUCGACCACAUUUGCUACCAGAGACUCUCCUCACGGACAAAGAUGGUGAGGCUCUUAAGGCGCAAACUUCGACAUUCGACGAUUUGGCAGAAGGAUUUAGUUCUCAAGUCCCAGACGACAUAUUCACCCCGGCUCAAUUACAGGGGUUCUUGCUCAAUCAUCGCAAUGCACCAGAAGAGGCCGUCAAGAGCAUUGCUGGGUGGGUUGUAGAAGAAAAGGCCACGAUGGAUGAAGCACAGCGACGGAAAAAAGCGGCAAGUGAGCGUAAAGCGAGAAAGAAAAAGGCCCUCAAGAUGAAGGCGCUCAAGGCACUCGCUUCGGACUCUGAUGUUGAGGAAGCCAGUGAGAAAGCUGACGAAACGGAGAUGAAGAAGGCCAAAGGGGCCGUGGAAAAGAACACCAAAGGCGCUGGCGACCAACCUCAGAGUCCUCCGGUCGGCACGGAAGAAGCAGAGAAGGUACCUGAGGAGGCAGAGUCGCCAGUUGAAGGCAAAGCGCCAGUUGAAUAA